Messenger RNA from Dentiscutata erythropus, 165 nucleotides. NCBI's taxonomy places the organism in Eukaryota, Fungi, Glomeromycota, Glomeromycetes, Diversisporales, Gigasporaceae. The record is from the annotation of a GenBank genome assembly.
AGUAGUGUUGUAGACAUAACAAUUCGAAAGGCUGGUUAUGACACUAAUAUGCAAGGAAGAGGCACAUUAAGCAAAAAGGAAGCUAAUAAAGAUAUUAAACUGAAAGAAAUUAGAAAAAUAUUUAGUAUAGAGAAAAAUAUUGAACAGGAAGAAAAGCUAAUAUGA